Racocetra fulgida is the source of this 284-nucleotide messenger RNA. The record is from the annotation of a GenBank genome assembly. NCBI's taxonomy places the organism in Eukaryota, Fungi, Glomeromycota, Glomeromycetes, Diversisporales, Gigasporaceae.
AUAGCCCGAAAGAUGAGAGUAUGGGUCAAAAGGGACCUGAUGUACGGCUUGUAGAUAUAUUUGAUAGAGAAUCGAGUAGCAGUCUGAAAUAUCUUAUGGUCAAAUUAGUAGAUAAUGAAGGUGGUGGUCAAAGAGAUAAUUUUAAUGAUAUAAGGAAUUUGGGUAAACGAAGGCAACAAGACUGGGUUGAUACUCCUAAUAAGAAAGGAAGGCUACGUAAAACAGUAAAUGCAAGGCAAGAAGAACCGUUGGUGUUCACAAAAAACGGAAACAAAGAACGAUAA